UGUGGGCCCACCUUUCCCCCUCUGCUCAGUGAAAGAGGAGGCAGUGACACGGAGCUCUCUGUCUCCAGGUGUCCGGUUCCUGGCUGUGACAGUCUGGGCCACAUCAGUGGGAAGUACGCCACCCACCGCAGUGCCUACGGCUGUCCGCUGGCCGCGCGCCGGCAGAAGGAGGGUCUUCUUAACGGCACUCCCUUCUCCUGGAAGGCCUUCAAGACGGAGGGCCCGACCUGCCCGACGCCAGGCUGCGAUGGCUCGGGCCACGCCAACGGCAGCUUCCUGACGCACCGCAGUCUGUCAGGUUGUCCCAGAGCGUCGGCCAACAAGAAGAGAGCCAAGUUACCCGGAGACGAGUACAUCACCGCCAAGUUCAGAGCCAGCGAUGUUCUGGACAACGAUGAGGACAUCAAGCAGCUCAACAAGGAGAUCAACGAGCUGAGCGAUUCCAACGGUGAGAUGGAGGCCGACAUGAUGAACCUGCACACUCAGAUCUCUUCAAUGGAAAACAACCUAAAGAGCAUGGAGGAGGAGAACAAACAUAUCGAGGAGAGGAACGAGGCCUUGUUCCUGGAGCUGUCCGGCCUGAGUCAGGCCCUGAUCCGCAGCCUGGCCAACAUCCGCCUGCCCGCCAUG
Molecule: messenger RNA, 630 nt
Organism: Notothenia coriiceps (black rockcod)
Lineage: Eukaryota; Metazoa; Chordata; Actinopteri; Perciformes; Nototheniidae
Product: myelin transcription factor 1-like
Exons: 4
Biological process (GO): regulation of transcription by RNA polymerase II
Cellular component (GO): nucleus
Molecular function (GO): zinc ion binding; RNA polymerase II cis-regulatory region sequence-specific DNA binding; DNA-binding transcription factor activity, RNA polymerase II-specific
Source: RefSeq, a predicted model, not a curated record